Messenger RNA from Brettanomyces bruxellensis, 459 nucleotides. RefSeq lists its product as uncharacterized. NCBI's taxonomy places the organism in Eukaryota, Fungi, Ascomycota, Pichiomycetes, Pichiales, Pichiaceae. The record is from RefSeq and is a predicted model, not a curated record. Gene Ontology annotation, biological process: proteasome regulatory particle assembly. The transcript has a single exon. The coding region runs from base 1 to 459 and encodes 152 amino acids. Gene Ontology annotation, molecular function: protein-macromolecule adaptor activity.
AUGUCAGAAAAUUGUACACCAAUUCAACUUCAUGAAUUCAGUGGCGCCAUAAAGGACGUUUCGGACGAACAAUUACAACUCUUGGAAAAAAAAAUUAAUACAUCCAUCGAGAAACUCCAGGAAUCAAAUCAAAUUAUGCUUGCGUUAGCAAAUGGUGAUACCAAAGGGGCGAAUGGCUGUCUUCAGUCAACUGAUAAAAGCCAACUAAGAGAGACUGACGACACCUUCGCUCAGCCAACAGGUAAAGAUUCGCUGCUAUAUAUGCAAACUGUCAAAGAAAAUAGGAAUGUCAUAAUAAAUCAAAAAGCUCGGUUACUUGUUUUAAAUCGUGAACUACAAAGGCGAGGAUUGAUACCAGCUGAAGAAUCUGAUGAACACGCAAAGCAAAAUUCACAAGAAGCGUCAAGCUUGGAGCAGAGCAACCAACAUAAAGAGGAAAAAAACUCUAUAUUUCUAUAA